Limulus polyphemus (Atlantic horseshoe crab) is the source of this 2760-nucleotide messenger RNA. RefSeq names its product solute carrier family 25 member 36-A-like. Gene Ontology annotation, cellular component: mitochondrion; mitochondrial membrane. The coding region runs from base 264 to 1322 and encodes 352 amino acids. Gene Ontology annotation, biological process: mitochondrial transport; pyrimidine nucleotide import into mitochondrion. Gene Ontology annotation, molecular function: pyrimidine nucleotide transmembrane transporter activity. The record is from RefSeq and is a predicted model, not a curated record. The transcript is spliced from 7 exons. Lineage: Eukaryota; Metazoa; Arthropoda; Merostomata; Xiphosura; Limulidae.
CGAGGUUUGCAGAUGUAGAAUUGUCCUGUAUUAUUAUAUUAAUUUUCUUUUAUGGGUAAUGGCGAACGUAAAUAAGAGAGUCGUACACUAUUAAGGAAACACUAACAAUUAUUGAAGGAGUUAAAAGUGGGGUUUAAAACGCGCAAAUUAAAAGGGAGUUCGAUAUCUUUGAUGGAUAGCAUAAGGAAGUACACGUUCGUCCUCAGACAAGUUGGUCAAAACGUCAGGACUUUUUAAAGAAAUUAUUCAACUGAAUAAAUUCCAUGAUUGGUGGAACAACAGGUGCUAUUGUAACGUGCCCAUUAGAAGUUGUAAAAACACGACUCCAGUCUUCCGUUGUAAACUUCAAUUGUUUGUAUGCACCAUUAACUCCAUGCAAUGCCUCUCAUAAGAUAAAUGGUUUUAAUCACGGUUAUCACCUCUAUACUUUUACCACUUCAUCAAACUCGUCGUCUGUGUCAACAAAAAGUUUUUUCUCACGGGUUCUCAGCUAUGGUUCUUCAGCUACUAGACAACAACCAUCUGGCAUUUGGCAAUGUCUCCGACACAUUGUUGAGAAUGAAGGUGCCCAGGCACUUUUCAGAGGCUUGGGUCCAAAUCUUUUUGGAGUGGCUCCUUCUAGAGCUGUUUACUUUUGUGCAUAUUCUCAAACCAAGAGUUUUUGUAACACACAUCUUGCUCCAGAUACACCAAAGGUUCACAUCUUGUCUGCAGCUAGUGCUGGUUUUGUGUCCUGUUCAUUGACUAACCCUAUUUGGCUUGUAAAAACAAGACUACAGCUUGAUCAAAGGACAUCUGGAACUGUCUCAGCAAGAACCUGCAUCCAAGAGAUUUAUGGUACUGGGGGUAUAAGGGGAUUUUACAAAGGACUAAGUGCAUCUUACUUUGGUAUCUCUGAGACUGUAAUUCACUUUGUAAUAUACGAGUUUCUAAAAACAAAACUGCACAAAUGCUCAUUAUGGAGGAAAAGAAACUGUUAUGACCCAGAUACUAAGUCUAGUAGAGAUUUUGUUGAGUGCAUGAUUGCAGGAGGAAUCUCUAAAACCUGUGCAUCAUCAAUAGCAUACCCUCAUGAGGUAGUGAGAACACGACUUAGGCAAGAAGGAAACAAGUAUAGAUCCUUCUUCCAGACUCUGCUGUUAGUUUUCAAAGAGGAAGGACACUGUGGUUUAUACAGGGGCUUAGCUACCCAGUUAGUGCGGCAGAUUCCAAACACUGCUGUAAUGAUGGCAACAUAUGAAGCUGUUGUUUACAUUUUGUACAGAUAUCAUCAGCGUAUGUUUAUAUCCAUGAAGAUAUUUGAAGAAGAAAAAGAAUACUAAAGAAGUUUUGACAUUUAGACAUUAAAACGUUUAGACUCUAUGUAAAAUACAGAGGAUUUUACAGUCUUGAGUAUAUUAUUGUAUAUUUAUAUGUAGACUGAUGAUUAUGGCUGUGUAUAAAGUAAUAGUACAAUAAGUUAUUACUUACACAGAAACAAAGAAUUGGGGGAGAACAACUUUUACUUGUUUUGUAGAAAGAACAGGCUAAUUUUAAAUAUAAAGUGCAUUUAUCUGUCUUCCAUAAAAUGACCUAGACACCUUCCUACCAUGCUGUGCCAAAUUGAUGCUUGUUACAGGCUUGUCUUCUUCAUCGUUGUCUAGUUCUUUAGCUGAAUUGUUGCAUUGUCAAUUAGACUGACUUACAGGGUUAUUGAUGAAAUGAAUUAUAACUGUUAAUUGUUAGACAGUGAUUAGACUGUUUUCCCACUGUAUACACUUGUUUUUAUAUAGAAAGUUUACAGGUUUUUGAUAUUCUUAAUUUUACCUCUGAAAAUAUUAAGAACAAGUUUUCAAUUGAAAACUUGCACGUCUUAUUGUUAUUUGUAUAUCAAUACUUGCCAUGUAGUUUUUCUUUUCACUUGAAGCUAAAGACUAAUUGUAUUGAUCUACCUUAAUUUGAUUUUAGAAGUUUAUAAUUAAAAUCACACAAAUAUAAAUUAUUGUACAAUUUGUACAAAUUCGUGUUGUUUUUGGUAUAAUGCAUGAAAACUGUAACCAACAGUUUUGCAGUUUUUGUUAAUUUUAUAUGUAUAAAAAGUUAUAUUGUAGUUUAUUAGUACUUGAAACAACUAAGACAGAACUCCUUUUUGCUAUUGUACAGUAAAUUAUAUUAAAUGGGAGGUUAUAAUGAAUUUUAAUUAAACUUAUAAAUAAGAUAAUAAAUUUUUUGCAAUCUGUGGGUCAGUGAUUCGAAUCUCUGUCACCGAAUGUGCUCGCCUUUUCAGCCGUGGCAUUAUAAUGUGACAUUCAAUCCCACUAGUUGUUGGUAAAAGAGUAGCUCGAGAGAUGGUGGUGGAUGGUCUUGACUAGGUGCCUUCCCUCUAGUCUAUCACUGCUAAAUUAGAGAUGGCUAGUGAAGACAGCCCUCUUAUAGCUUUGCAUAAAAUUCAUGACAAACCAAACAAUUAUAUUUUAGUUCCUCCAUCAUUGUCUCUUUUUUUAAUGACCUAAUAACUUCCAGUAUUAAUAUUAUCUGUUAUAUACUGAUAGAAAGGAAACUAAAGUUUUAGAAAAGUGUCAUACAGAUGUAUAACAAAUGUGUUAUUAUAUACAUGUUAUAAUGGUUGUAUUAUAUGUUGACCUGGCCCAGAAAAACUAACUGUUCUUUGUUCAUAUUCUUGCAUCACUGUCCAUUUUAUACUUUCACCAAAACAUCUUUGAAAUGAAAUUUUAGAUUUAACUGAAUUUGAAAAUAAAGCAAUAUGUAGACAUUUUAUAA